AUGAAGCAAGAGAGAAGUUCUUAAAAACAGAAAAAUGUGAUUGCAUGAACGUCAUUGUUGGCAGGAGGACUCAGUGGAUUCAGAUACAAGUGUAAGUGCUGCCUGUAUGCAAGAGCUGAGCCACACCAUCCAGUAAACCAUCUAGAGCAGCAGCUGGCUUGCUUGGAAAUCACUUCCAGGACUCCGUUGUAAGUUGCUCCAUCUGAGCUGCCAGAACACUGUCCUACAGAACUUUUGAGGGUCACUUCUUAAUGGAUUGCAGCAGCCUCUUAAUUUCUCCACUGAUCCUGUUCCCUGCAUCGUGAGAAUAUUUUAGCCAGCACAGAACCUAGAAAAGUUACAUGGUGUGAACGGCAUGUCUGUGGAUGAGAAGACUGACUCCCCCAUGUAUGUGUAUGAGUCAACGGUGCACUGUACCAAUAUUCUCCUCUGCUUAAAUGACCAGCGGAAGCAGGACAUUCUCUGUGACGUGACGCUGAUCGUGGAGGGGAAGGAGUUCCGCGCCCACCGGGCUGUGCUGGCUGCCUGCAGCGAGUACUUCUUGCAGGCCUUGGUUGGGCAGACGGAAAAUGACCUGGUGGUCAGCCUGCCGGAGGAGGUCACUGUCAGGGGAUUUGGUCCAUUGUUACAGUUCGCCUACACUGCUAAGCUGUUACUCAGCAGAGAAAACAUCCAGGAGGUCAUCCACUGCGCUGAGUUCCUGCGCAUGCACAACCUGGAGGACUCCUGCUUCAGCUUCCUUCAGACACAACUGCUGAACAACGAAGAUGGCCUGUUCCUGUGCAAAAAAGAUACCACCUGUCAGCGCAUGCACGAUGAGGAGAACUCCGAUGGAGAUGAGGAGGAGACAAUGGAAUCGGAGACGUCAAAAAUAUCUUGCCCAAGGGAGAGGAUGCACCAAGAACCCUUCAAUUUUGAAACCACUGUUGCUGGAGCAGACAAAGGCGAAGGGAUGCUGCCUGACUCUGACAUACUGAGAGAUAGCAAGGACAAUUUGGAUAAAGAUGCAGUAACACGGUACCCCAGAUACAAGAAAUACCAGCUUGCUUGUACCAAGAAUGUCUACAACACAUCACACAUCAGUACCUCAGGUUUUGCAAGCACAUUCAGUGAAGAGAGCUCUGGAAAUGGCCUCAAAUCAGGACUUGCUAUGGGGCAGAUAAAAAGUGAGCCUCAGAAUGAAGAGAACGAUGAAGAAAGCAUCACACUUUGCCUGUCUGGAGAUGAACCUGACAUCAGGGAUAAAGAAGGGGAUGUUGAAAUGGACAGGAAACAGCCAAGCCCCACUUGUGUUGACCGGCCAAAAAGCGGGUCUUCUCCUUCUUGCUUGCGGUCUUUCUUCAACAGAACAAAAAGCAUAGAUUUGGUUGGCUUCCCCAGCACUUCCCAACAGCACUUUGGCAGGAGUCCAGCAUGCCCUUUUGAAAAAGGGACAACUCAGGGUGACCACAAAACUGAUUAUGUCCCUUUCACAGGGAACUAUGGACAGUCCCAUGCCAUGCAGAAGGAUGCUUCCAACUUCACAGUGGGAUCACCACUCAGGGGGCCCGGCUUUGAAACUCUGUGUAAGCAAGAAGGGGAACUGGACAGGAGGAGUGUUAUAUUCUCUUCAAAUGCUUGUGACCAAGUAAACACUUCGGUGCAUUCGUAUUCUGGUGUGAGCAGCUUGGACAAAGACUUCACUGAGACUGUGCCAAAGGGUCUGUGGGCUGGCAGUAGCCAGUCUCUCCCCAGCUCUCAGACCUAUUCGCACAGCGGACUGACAGCUGAUCACUUGCCGGGAAGGAUGCGGCCGAACACCAGCUGUCCGGUGCCAAUUAAAGUUUGCCCUCGCUCUCCUCCUCUGGAAACCAGAACCAGGACCUCCAGCUCAUGCUCUUCCUACUCGUACGCAGAGGACGGCAGCGGCGGCUCUCCCUGCAGCCUGCGUCUUUGCGAGCUCUCCUCUUCCCCUUGCUCCCAAGGCCCCCGAUUCCUGGCGCCCGAGCACCAGGAGCCCGGCGUGGUGGGGGAUGGAUUGUACAACCCGGUCCGAGCCCAGAUUAAAUGUGAGCCAUCCUAUGGAACAAACUCCAGCGAUGAGUCUGGGUCAUUCUCUGAAGCAGACAGUGAAUCAUGUCCUGUGCAAGACAGAGGACAUGAGGUGAAACUUCCUUUUCCUGUUGAUCAAAUCACAGAUCUUCCAAGGAAUGAUUUCCAGAUGAUGAUAAAGAUGCACAAGCUAACCUCAGAGCAGCUCGAGUUCAUCCACGAUGUCCGCCGACGCAGCAAGAACCGGAUUGCAGCUCAGCGCUGCCGCAAGAGGAAACUGGACUGUAUUCAGAACCUCGAAUGUGAAAUCCGCAAGUUGGUGUGUGAGAAAGAGAAAUUGCUCUCAGAAAGGAACCAGCUGAAGGCAAGCAUGGGAGAAUUGUUAGACAACUUCUCGUGUCUUUCUCAAGAAGUGUGUAGAGACAUGCAGAGCCCGGAACAGAUCCAAGCUCUCCACCGAUACUGCCCCGUUCUCAGACCCAUGGAUCUACAGCCGGUCACCACCAUCAGCCCCACCCCAGCUGGUGUGGAGCAGAGCCUGGGGACCUCCCAGUGCGUCGGGGAGAGCAUGCAGUGCUGCUCAGAGCAAGGCUCAGUGCAGCUGGGAGCACCCUGGCUGCCCAACAACAUCUCGGAAAAUUGUUCGGCUGGCGCGGGAUUGGAUGGGGCCGACGCAGGUACUUACCCCGAGAGAGAGCUUCCAGCAGAGCAGAGCAGCCAAACGGUCACGGUAGACUUCUGUCAGGAAAUGACUGAUAAAUGUACAACAGAUGAACAACCUAGGAAAGAUUACACCUAGUGACUCGUAACCUUAACGUUACACCUGGUCAGGUGUUCUUCAGUCAGCCAGUGGCAGUGUUCAUUUGUUGUCUAGAAGAACGUAUUUGGUGCACACUACAGUGGUCUUAGCAGCAAUACUGUUUUUAAGUAUUCCCUCCUCUCUACAAGCAGGAGUUCUCUUCACAAUGGUGCUAUCCCUUGCUCAGGCAGGGAACGAAGCAGUGGCAACACUGUCUGUUUUUGUAUGUUGAUUUCAAUCUUAACAGGGAUGGACAUAACACCUCUGAGGACCCAACCGCAGCUUUUUUCUCAGUGGCCCAUGUCACAAAACCCUAACUCAGGAAUUUCCUCUGAAUGUUCAAUUUUUCAUUGAAGACAGCUUCUUUACACAUCAAAGUUUUAUAGCUAAACUGUACAUAUUAUAUAUAAUAUAUAUAAAAUAUAUAUAUCCAUAUGCAAGAAUCCCUGCAUGCCUCAAUUUUUCUCAUCCUACAAACUGGAAGCUUUCAUUUCUAUUGUACAAACAAGUUCCAACAUUCCUUUUUGUCUUUGAUGCUAGAACUAGUUUGGUAACUUGUUACACGGUAAUUUUUUCCUCAGUUCGCAGUUCAGCAAUAGCAUUCAAUUUGUACUUAUUUAUAAAACUUUAAUGUCUGAAACUUAUUUGAGAUUUUAUUAUAGACAAUUUUUUUGGCACAGCCAUUUCGUGCCACUUGAGCAAUGUGGAGUUAUUUUAUUUUCUUGCAGAUACUGUACAGUAAUGGUCAACUUUGCCACUUGCACUGAGUUUCUGGUCAAACCUCUUUUCAUAAAUGAAGUCACGACUUCAGAAUAACUUGAGUAUAUGGUUUUCUUUGCUUUAUGGCUUAAAGGAAAUAGAAAAUUUUUAUCUAAUAGACAAACACUCAGGAGCUCAUUAUGUAGUAAAAACGGUCUUGCCAAAUACUGAAUUCACUAUACAAUUUGUAAAGAGAAUCUGCUUGAAUUAUUUUUAUAUUUAGACUUCUUUCUGUUUCACAAACCAAGUUUAAGUGCUGUUAAUGAUGCUUUUGGAGUCUUAUAGGGGAAAGUAUAUUUCACUCUUUAGAGAAAAGUGUAUUUGACAACUGGAUCAAUUCAUCAAAUGUUCCACGAAGUAAAGCAGACAGAGAUCAUGUCAAUAUACUUGGGGGCUUUUCUCCAGCCCCACUCUGCAUCCUUUACUCAUGGAAGCAACUGCUGCUCCGGCUAGUCCCCAGAGCCUGACCUCAGCUGUCCUCAGAUGUUACCUGUUCUCCCCACCAGACCCAAGUUGCAGAGGUGGGUCUGGUGAAGUCAGUGACCCUGCCUAGGUAGGCAGGGUUGCAGGAUCAUACCCCUAGUUGUUGACUUUGGCUUCCUUACGGAAGUCCAGCUAGCACUGUAUCCUCUGAGAGCAAAACAUACGUUUGCCAACACCCGAUUUGGUCACUUACCCAUCAAAUUGUUGUGUUCCAGGAUCCUCUCAUCCUGCAGCAUUGCCCUCAGCACAAACUGCAGCUAAAAGAGCGCUGUCUCAAAGGAGACUACUCAGUGAAUUGGCUUAGUUGUAACUGUAUUGGACUUGUAUCUUAAUGUUGACUCAUGUUAUGACUGUGUGAGACAGCAGCUUUCCAAGCAUAACAUCUGUAUGUACAGUGUAGACAGAAGAACAACCUCCUAAUGCUUUUUUAAUAAUUAUUACUAUUCUAAGUGUACUGAGUUUUUAUUUUGUGGUUCUUUGCCCUAUGUGUGCCAGGUUGUGUGGCUUUAUCGACGACAACUGUCAUGUGCUUUAUUGGCUGAUAUUGUUUGUUCUCGCUGAAAAAAAAUGACCAGCUGUUCACACCUGUUUAAAAAAAAAAAAAAAGUGUGGGGAAGCAGCUUCUCAGAAGCACUAAGUGAUAAUGUGGUCUUCUGUGCUAACGUUUACACUAGAGGUGUGCGCUGGUGGUUUUUUGAGGCACUCAAGUAGAUCAGCAUCUCGAACCCUGGAGGAGGAAUCAGCUCCCUCUCUCCACUUUCUUCCAUCUUCAGACUGUGCUCAUGGACUGUCGCCCACUCGCCACAAAGUCUUGCUUUUAUCCUCCUCAUGCAAACUAUUGUAAUUGUAGCCAAGCUGCUGAGGAGGAAAUGCAUAUAGCAUGUGCCAUGUUUGUUGAAAAUACUUUUUUUCCCCGCAUGUACAAAGAAAAACUAGUAUAUAAUGUAGGAGAAUAUUUAUGUUUAAGUAUUAAUCAUUACUGUACAAAAUCCUUACCUUUAAAUGUUAAAAAAUAUACAAAUGCCAUAAACUCCUAGUUCACACGGUUGAAAAAGGGGGAGGAGUUGUCCUUUCUUUUUAAAAGAGCUUAACCUAAAAAUAUCUGAACCCCCUCCCAACCAUCCUUUGCAGGUAACUUCACUGAGAAGCUCUUUGGCGGGGAGGUGGGAUUUGAUUUUCCUUUGAAUUUGUUGACGUUGCAAAGCAGUUCUGUGCUUCGCAGAGAAGUUUUGUUUCUAUGAGACCAUGGUGAAAGCUAGAAUUUAAAACUAAAUGUGAAUCACAUUAUAGAGUCAUAGCUACU
This is a messenger RNA of Parus major (Great Tit), 5375 nucleotides long. RefSeq names its product BTB domain and CNC homolog 2 (gene BACH2). The transcript has 7 exons. Gene Ontology annotation, molecular function: RNA polymerase II cis-regulatory region sequence-specific DNA binding; protein binding; DNA-binding transcription factor activity, RNA polymerase II-specific. NCBI's taxonomy places the organism in Eukaryota, Metazoa, Chordata, Aves, Passeriformes, Paridae. Gene Ontology annotation, biological process: regulation of transcription by RNA polymerase II. The record is from RefSeq and is a predicted model, not a curated record. Bases 356 to 2830 code for a protein of 824 amino acids.